AUGUCCCUCCCCAACGUGUGGCAUCUCCGCCGCGUGGCGGACAACGCGGCCAAAGCAUGUUUCGUCUGCUACAAGCCGUCGAGCAGUGUGUUGAUCACGCCUGAUAAUAAAGACUUCUUCUACAUCUGUCCGGUCCAUCUCAAGGAUCGCGGCUUCUGCUCGCCAAUUGUCGAUACAGAACAGGAGGCUGCGAAGAAGAAAGAGGAGGCUUUUGCCCGGGAGAUUGAGAAGGUGAAGCAGGAGUAUGAGGAGAAGCAGAGGAGGAAGAAAGAGAAGGAGAAAGAGAAAGAAAAAGAAAAGGAAAAGGACAAGACGAAAGAAGAUAGCGGAGAAAAGGAGAAAGAGGAUGAUAGCAAGAUUGCGGAGAAGGAAAAGAAUGAUAAGAUUGAGGCGAUCAAGAAGGCGGCUUCAGCAGGAGAAUCCAAGCAGGAUGAUUCUCCCCGGAUUUUUGCUCUACACAAGACCUUCUACCAGAUGCGUAUCAACCGCUUACGCAGUCUGGAGAUUUUGAAGAGGAAUGCUGAGCGGUUAAGGGAUCCGUCUGCCUUUCCUUCUGUGCCUAAGGGAGAUCUGUAA
This is a messenger RNA of Rasamsonia emersonii CBS 393.64, 576 nucleotides long. RefSeq lists its product as uncharacterized. Lineage: Eukaryota; Fungi; Ascomycota; Eurotiomycetes; Eurotiales; Trichocomaceae. Gene Ontology annotation, cellular component: endosome. The record is from RefSeq and is a predicted model, not a curated record. The transcript is spliced from 4 exons. Gene Ontology annotation, biological process: vacuolar transport. Bases 1 to 576 code for a protein of 191 amino acids.